AUGUCAUUAAUGAAUCGAUCUCAUAACUUCACAUUGGUUCGUAACAUUCCAGCACAGAGAUUACCAGAAAAUAGAUUUGGUAUUACUCUGGUUUGGCUUGAAAAUAUCUCGUGUUCAUCAUGUGAUGACAAUCAAAUUCGAUUGCAUAGUUUUAGCAAUAGAUGUUUUAUUGUUUAUUAUUCAAAUAUAUCGAAAUGUAUUAAAUACUUGAAGCGAGUUCGAUCACGUGAAUAUGUCAUUGCUAUUAUUGUGUCUUAUCCCAUGGAAUCAACUCAACGCAUUAUUCAUCGACUUCAACAACUUGGUGUUAUUCAGACAAUAUUUGUUGUUUACUCCGUUAGUGAUCCCGAUAAUCAUCUGUCGUUGAUAGCCGAUAAUUUUCAUGUUUUUCAAAAUCAUGAAUUAAUGUUUGAACUUUUAGAAAAACGAAUUCAAGAAGUUGAAGAACAAAAUUUGAAUGGGGGUUUAUUUACCACGUUCUAUCGAAAAGAAAAGUCUCUGAAAGAUGUUCGAGAGGAUUUGGCGAUAUUUGCUUGGACUCAUGUAUUCAAAGUUCUAUUGAUGAGUAUGCCUCGUGACUCACUUGAGGCUAAACGUCAAAUGUUAAGUGAAUGCCGAGCUUACUAUCGAAAUGAUGCUGUUCGAUUAGCUCAAAUCAAUGAAUUUGAACGCAAAUAUCAAUCAAAAGAUGCCAUUUGGUGGUAUACGAAACCUGGAUUCUUAUUUUAUCUCGUUAAUAAAGCUUUACGCAGUCAAGAUAUUUGGGUUCUGUAUAAAUUUCGUUAUUUUAUUAUUGAUUUAUGCUGUCGCUUGGAAGAAGUUUCCAGUUCACAAUCUUUUUCAUCAAUUCGUCUUUAUCGUGGAGCAAAACUUAAUCGCGAUGAACUCAAACAUCUCCAAGUUGGUUGUCUUGUAUCAACUAAUGGAUUUUUUUCAUGUUCAUCUGAUCGUAAUGUAGCAGAAAUGUUUAUUGGUACUGAUCUUGUAACUGAUAGAUCUUCAAGUCGCGAUCGAGAUGCAUGUCAACAGUUCGUUUUAUUUAUUAUUGAUGUCAAUCGUAGAACAUCUACGAAUAUAGUUGUAGCAGAUGUCAGUCAUGAAAGUGAAUUACCAGAUGAAAACGAAAUGAUUUUUAAUUUCGGAUCGACAUUCAUUAUCAAUGAAAUUUGUUUUGAUAACGAUAAAUGUAUAUGGUUGAUUCAAAUGAGUUCUUCUUCAGACAAUGCUCGAAUCAAUGAUGAACAGGAGAAAUAUACUCGUGAACGUCUUCAACACAUCAAUCCAACUAUCAUGUUCGGCCAUGCUUUAGCUGACACCGAUAGUGAUUUUAGUCAAUCGAUGAGUUAUUUUCAUCGUUUACUCAGAAUAUUACCCAUCGAUCAUAUGGAACGACCCAAUAUUUAUUAUUAUUUAGGACGCAUUUAUCGGUUUAUCGAGAAAUUCGAAGAAUCUCUCAAUUGUUUUCGAUGUGCUCGACUACUUGUUCGUCGUCUUUUACCAGAGAGAAUGUUUGAUUAUUGUCGUAUUUUAGGUGGACUUGGUACUAUCUAUUCACACUUGGAAGACUCUGAACGAGCAUUAAAAUUACUUACACAAGCUUUAAUGCUUCAGAAGAAAUCACUGCCGAAAAAUCAUACAGAAAUUCCAUUUCAUUUGAAUCGUCUUGGUCAUGCUUAUUUCAAAGUCAAACAGUAUGAUCUUGCACUUUCAAUUCUCGAUAGUGCUGAAAACUUUUUCCAGACAAAAAUGCCUAUUGCCCAUCAAGGAUACGCUCACACUUUGCACACGAUGGGUUUAGUGUAUCGUGCUCUUAGUGACGAUAAAAAAGCAGUGAUCUAUUUUCAAGAAGCACUGCGUAUACGAUAUGCUUCACUUGUUCAAGUCAAUUCUCAAAUAACAAGACCUGAUAAUGGUAUUUGUGCAAGAGCGAAAUGGGCACAGAAUGCUACCACUGUAGCCGGCGGUCAUGGUCAAGGAUCUGAACUUAAUCAGUUGAAUUUUCCUUAUGGAUUCUUUCUCGAUGAUAAUCAAACUAUUUAUGUAGCAGAUUCCGCUAAUCAUCGUGUGGUCAAAUGGGAAUGCGGUGUUUCAAAAGGCCAGUUAAUCGCAGGUGGAAAAGGAACAGGAGAUCGUGAAGAUCAUUUGUAUAAUCCAUCCGAUGUUGUUGUGGAUAAAGAUGGAACAAUAUAUAUUAGUGAUUAUAAAAAUCGGCGCGUACAGCGUUGGUCUCCAAAUGCUCAAAGUGGACAAACAAUUAUUGGAGAUAUAUCUGCCUUUGGCAUAGUAAAAGACGAUCAAGGAUCACUUUAUGUGUCGGACUUCAGGAAGGGUGAAGUGAGAAAAUGGCGUAUGGGUGAAACGGUCGGACAAGUGAUCAUUUCAGAUUUGAGUCAGCCGUCCCUCAUGUUUGUUGAUCGGAAUCGAUCUGUCUUUGUGACUGAGACAGGCAGUUCUAUAGUGACAAAAGUGGAUGAUAGGUCAACGAGAAUGGAAAUUGCUGCAGGCGCAUUAUACGGUGAUGGUGACGAUGAAUUAGCAUCCCCAAUGGGUGUUAUUGUCGAUCAAUUGGGUACGGUCUAUGUGGCUGAUUCUGAGAAUAAUCGAAUAAUGCGAUGGCCACGUGGAGCUAAAUCUGGUAGUCUUAUUGCUGGUGGUCAUGAGCAAGGUUCCCAAUCUGAUCAACUUAAUUAUCCCACUGAUUUAUCAUUCGAUCUUGAUGGAGAUCUCUAUGUGAUGGAUAAUAGAAAUCAUCGUGUGCAAAAAUUUGCUAUUGAUAAGAUAACUGCACAAGGUUGUGGUCCUAAUGAAAUCCAAGUUAAUUGUGCUUCAUUACAAUCGUGUCAACCAACUUGUGAAAAACCUCAGGGAAUGUUAUGUCCACGUGUUUGUGCUAUAAAUUCAUGUGUAUGUAAGGAUGGUUUUGUACGAGAUGAUGAGAAUAAUUUACAAUGUAUUGAACAAACACAGUGCCAUACAAGAAACGUGACAGAAGCUCCCAUAUGUGGUGAAAAUGAAGUAUAUAGCAAUUGCACGAAUCCAUGUCAACCAUCAUGUGAAGAACCAAAUCGUGAACCUUGUGAAACUUUACGCUGUUCAGAAGGUUGUGUAUGUAGCAAAGAUUAUCUUCGUGCUACAAAUGAUACGACAAGUCCAUGUAUCAUAUGUACUAAUUAA
This is a messenger RNA of Rotaria sordida, 3174 nucleotides long. The record is from the annotation of a GenBank genome assembly. Lineage: Eukaryota; Metazoa; Rotifera; Eurotatoria; Philodinida; Philodinidae.